This is a messenger RNA of Papilio machaon (common yellow swallowtail), 2235 nucleotides long. RefSeq names its product solute carrier family 15 member 1. Gene Ontology annotation, biological process: oligopeptide transport; transmembrane transport. The record is from RefSeq and is a predicted model, not a curated record. Bases 1 to 2235 code for a protein of 744 amino acids. The transcript is spliced from 15 exons. Gene Ontology annotation, cellular component: membrane. Gene Ontology annotation, molecular function: dipeptide transmembrane transporter activity. Lineage: Eukaryota; Metazoa; Arthropoda; Insecta; Lepidoptera; Papilionidae.
AUGUUCCACAGCCAUCCUACAUCAAUAUUUUGUAUAAUUGCUACAGAAUUCUGCGAAAGAUUUUCUUUCUGUGGACUCAGGACUAUAUUGUCACUAUAUUUGAGAAAUGUAUUGUGUCUGCAUGAGAAUGCUGCUACCGUAGUGUAUCAUAUAUUUAUAAUGAUGUGCUAUACAAUGCCGUUGAUGGGUGCAAUUUUAGCUGAUAAUUUUAUAGGACGAUACAGAGUAAUUUUAUAUUUCUCAAUAAUAUAUUUGAUUGGAACAAUUUUGACAUGUUUCUCUGCCAUACCACCGUUAAUGUUACCAGCUACGUAUACUUCAAUGAUCGGCCUAGCAUUAAUCGCUACUGGAACUGGGGGCAUUAAACCUUGCGUGGCAGCGUUUGGGGGUGAUCAGUUUCGUUUACCUGAGGACAAUCAGAGGCUGCAAAGUUUCUUCUCGACGUUCUACUGUACUGUGAACCUUGGUGGCUUCAUGGGCAUGGUGGUGACACCAGCGCUGCGUCGUAGUGUCAUGUGCUUCGGCGAUGACGCCUGCUAUGCCCUCGGCUUUGGAUUCCCUGCACUUCUAGUCCUUGUAUCUAUAAUUAUAUUUAUCGCUGGAAAACCUUGGUACAGAAUAAAACAGCCUCGCGAAAAUGUUACAUUAAAAUUUGCAGCAUGUGCGUGGUAUGCGUGUAGAAAGCGAUUGCGUCACGACCCUAAUACAGAUGGACCUCCCUUGGAUCACUGGCUCGACUACUCAGCUGAAAAGUACGGUCAAAAACUGGUCUCCGAUAUGAAGGUGGUUUGCUCCAUCUUGUAUCUUUAUCUGCCGGUACCAAUUUUUUGGUCGCUUUUCGAUCAACAGGGUUCCCGCUGGACAUUUCAAGCAUCAAGACUACGCAGUGAAGUAUUCGGUAUGACGCUGAUGCCGGAUCAGUUGCAAGUGAUGAAUCCAGCUAUGGUGUUGGUAAUGAUACCGGUGUGUUCCGGCGGAGUCUGGCCGAUACUACCUGAUCUGCCGCCAUUACAGAAGAUGUUUAUUGGUGGUAUGUUAGCUGCUAUGGCAUUCGUGUCCGCUGGGAUAUUACAAAUUGGUAUUGAGCGUUCAACAUUACAAGUACCAGGCCACGAUCAAACUGGGUUGGUUGUUCUGAACACGCUGGGCUGCCCUGUUGAGAUAGCGGUGCGCGGUGAAGGAAUCGCCCCUGUGGAGACCCACGGAACUGCUCUCACCUCGCCCCUCCCGCACCGCAACCUCGGUCUGACAGCGACCUGCCCAUAUCACUGCGCUGGAAGAAUUAUAAAGCAACACGUGGUCAAAGCUGAGCUACACACCGUUGCUGGCAUGUUUAUGCCUGUGAUUGUUGGUCAGAAUUCUGACGAUCAAAUAAGAUUAUACUUCAUGGAUCCAAAUAAAUUCGGAAAGUCCUUAACGGGAAAACCGAAACUGAAGGUUGUCUACGUGGGAGACACGGGACCAAAUAAGAAUGUCUCGAUUACUGUGGAAACGGACAAAAGAUUGAAUGAUAUAUACUACGUGUCCGAUGCUCCAGUCGAUCACAUCGGUGAAUCUGCCUAUAUGUGUCUACAGCCGGGGAAAUUUAAAUGGCACGCGUCUAGUGCAAGUGGUGAGUUAUCUGGUUCUGGUGAGGGUUACGUUCGAGCUGGUGGUGUGUAUGUUCUCUGUUUGCGAGAACGAUUGGGACGAUUGGAUGCUGCAGUACUACAUGCACCAAAUCCACCGAAUGAAUUACACCUCGCGUGGAUCGUACCACAAUAUCUCUUAGUCUCUAUAGCGGAAAUCAUGUUUGCUGUCUCAGGAUUGGAAUUUUCCUUCACUCAGGCACCAAAAAGCAUGAAAACAAUAACAAUAGCGGCGUGGUAUGUUUCGGUGGCGUUCGGAAACUUGAUCGUGAUUUUGAUUGCGCAGACAAAAAUAUUUGAAUCUAGAGCUUCGGAAUUCUUUGUUUACGCCGCUGCCCUGGCGAUUGCAAUGUUAAUAUUCUGGCGCAUGGCUCAAGGGUACAACGCGAGAGAUAUUGAAGUCGACGCAUCGUCCACUGAAAGUCGUCCACUUCUCAGACAUAAGUCAAGGAUAAUCUCGGUGCAUUCGUUGUCAUCUACAAGUGCUCGGGCGUACGGGGUACGCGCACAAGAUCGUCAGCCGAGUAUGUGGCCGCCGCGUGCCGCCGUCCGCCUCGCCACGCCGAGCAGUGGCGACAUGCGAGUCACCACUCUUGCGAAAGAUUAA